UCGCUGACCAAAAGCAAUCGGCAUUUUGCUCGAGGGCUGGCUGAUUGGUGCUGCUCGUGGAGACAGCGUUCCACCCCGCUCUACUGUACAGUGGAUUGCGCGAUAGUCGUGCCCGUUAUUAAAGCGAGGAGGUCCGCAUAACUUCAAUCACAUGGUGUGCUUUCUCUCAUUUCUGUGAGAAGCGAGCACAUUGAAGGCGCAAUGGGUAACAGCAGAUCAAGGCCUAGUUCUAGAUCGUGGACUGGAGAGGCUCCGGUUAAAACGACAGUAUUCAAGCGUGAUGAACCACCGGGGAUAACGUACAGAAUUCCAUCUCUCAUCUACAUCAGAGAACAGGAAUCCUUUUUCGCCUUUGCAGAGAAACGCACGUCUGCCUCCGACCAUGACGCAAAGCUUAUUGUUAUGAGAAGAGGUACAGUGGAGAAAACGUCAAUUGAGUGGUCACCCAUCCAAGAACUAACGACAGCAUGCCUGCCAGAACACCGGACCAUGAACCCUUGCGCCGUCUUUGAAAACAAAACCCAGACAAUUCAUUUGUUUUUCAUCUGUGUCCUGAGGAGAACCACAGAGCGCCACCAGAUUUGCACGGGCAAAAACCAGGCGCGCCUCUGCUACGUCUUCAGUUCGGACUUUGGCAAGACGUGGAGCCAGGCAAAAGACUUAACAGAGACUGUGAUUGGCUCGGAGAUUCACAGAUGGGCCACCUUCGCCGUCGGACCAGGGCACGGCGUUCAGACCAAGAGCGGCAGGCUCGUUAUCCCGGCCUACAUGUUCUACAUCCACCACAGAUGCUUCUGCUACCCUAUGCCGUGCUUCACGGAGCCCCACGCCUUCUCCUUCUACAGCGACGACUGUGGCAAGACGUGGCAGCUCGGCACCAGGAUGCGUCUUAAGUCCUGCGAGUGCGAGAUGGCCGAAGUGCUGGACCACAAGGGCCAGAGCUACUUGUACUGCAACGCCCGCAACACCAAGGGCCACAGAGUGGAGGCCCUGAGUCAGGACGACGGGGCGGACUUCACCAAGGCCCAUCACGCACGGAUGUUAGUGGAGCAGCCGCACGGCUGCCAAGGCAGUGUUGUGGCCUUCAAGGUGCCUGAGUACGCCUCCUCUGCAGAAGGAGACGAUGAAACGACAUGGCUGUUGUACACUCACCCGACAAACAGGAAGAAGAGGAGGGAUAUGGGAGUGUAUUUGAACCGCGCUCCCCUGCAGGGCUGCCAAUGGGAGGAGCCGUUGAUCAUCCACGAAGGCCCCAGUGGCUACUCGGAUCUGGCCUUCUGUGAGGACACAAACACGUUCGCCUGCCUCAUGGAGUGUGGACAGCAGAGCGAGCUGGAGGAGAUUGCCUUCAUGCAACUCGAUUUCAAACACAUGUUAGAAUGAAAGUCAAAUCCCAUUCCUGUUUUGUCCUUGCCUCACAAUGAGGAAUGCUGUACCAGAGAGAGUAGAGAGAGAGAGAGGUUCCAUUGGCCCAUUGUUUCCGGGUUCUAUUAUUGCAAGGGGGAGUGGGGGAAAUCCCCCUUUAGGCAGACCUAGGCAGACCUAAGGACUGUUCUAUUCAAUGCUAGGAGCAUUAUGACACGCCCCUUUAGGCAGACCGGAACCUGGUCACGUUAGUUGCCCAUAGAAACCUAUUAU
Messenger RNA from Engraulis encrasicolus (European anchovy), 1638 nucleotides. RefSeq names its product sialidase-3-like. Gene Ontology annotation, cellular component: intracellular membrane-bounded organelle; cytoplasm; membrane. The record is from RefSeq and is a predicted model, not a curated record. The coding region runs from base 202 to 1383 and encodes 393 amino acids. NCBI's taxonomy places the organism in Eukaryota, Metazoa, Chordata, Actinopteri, Clupeiformes, Engraulidae. The transcript is spliced from 3 exons. Gene Ontology annotation, molecular function: exo-alpha-sialidase activity. Gene Ontology annotation, biological process: ganglioside catabolic process; oligosaccharide catabolic process.